Messenger RNA from Mytilinidion resinicola, 680 nucleotides. RefSeq lists its product as uncharacterized. The record is from RefSeq and is a predicted model, not a curated record. The coding region runs from base 13 to 591 and encodes 192 amino acids. NCBI's taxonomy places the organism in Eukaryota, Fungi, Ascomycota, Dothideomycetes, Mytilinidiales, Mytilinidiaceae. The transcript is spliced from 2 exons.
CACUCGGGCUUGAUGAAGAGGAGGUCUACGAGGCUGAACAACGCUUCGGAGACCACAUCAUCCGGACGACGUUCAGUGGACCUGCCGAUGGGUCCACUGUCAGCUCCGAUGAAAAAUCGAAAGGCUGGACCCUCAGCGGCCUUCUCUCUCACCUCGAAUAUGAUCCUGAGGAGGUAUACGGGCUGGAGAAACAGGCCAGCGAAGAUACGGACAGUGCGAGUAGCAAGGAAGAAGACAGUGAAAAGUUCGCCCUCCGCCAGGUAUCGGCCUAGACCGUGGCCUACCGUUGAGUUGCCCGGUGCCGAAGGCCCGCGUACUCGGGAAGAACUCGACCGUCUCGUCACGCCUCUCAUGGUAUCAAAUCAAGAUCGACAAGUCGUAGAUCCGAUGCCGGUGGUUGAAGAGGAUGAACCCGAGCGCCUCAUCACGCCUCUCAUCGCAUCAAACAAAGAUUCACAAGUCUUAGAUCCGAUGCCAAUGGUUGAAGAGGAUGAAUCCGAGCGCCCCAUCGCGCCUGUCAUUGCAUCACAUCAAGAUCUACAAGUCGUAGAUCCUAUCCCGAUGGCUGACGAGGAUGAGCUCCAGCCCUAAAUUGUCGACAUGCUUCUCGUACCUUUUCCUAAUUUUCUUCCUUAAUAGACUCGCUGAUUGAGCGACUAAGUAGUCGCUGAACUCAACAC